Messenger RNA from Arctia plantaginis, 606 nucleotides. Lineage: Eukaryota; Metazoa; Arthropoda; Insecta; Lepidoptera; Erebidae. The record is from the annotation of a GenBank genome assembly.
AUGCCAAUGUUUAUACAAGCAGCUGAAGCACACAGAAAACCGCGAUGGUUACCCGUUGCGAAAAGUAAAAUUUAUCGUAUACCGAAACGGCCAGUUAUUUCUGAAGAUGAACGUUUAGAGCUGCUCCGCUUGAAUAAUAACUACAAAACUCAAAUGCGAGCUAUAAGGAGAUUUUACAGUGAAGAUAUGAUCAAAGAACAAGAAUCGCGUCAGAGUGCCAGUUCAGAGAUGUCUCAGCGCCUAGAAGCUGAGGAAUGGGCUCGAUGUGUCGAGUUAAAUGAAAAGUGGAACCUCGAAGUCGCUAAAGAGCGCGAGGAAAGAAGAAAACUAGAGAUACAAGCCAUAGAAGAGCAUGCCUUGAAAAGAAUUGAGGCAGAUGAUUUGAAAUUGAAGGAAAGGAUUGCUAAAGCCUCUGCAGAAAUCAAGCGAGAGAAGGAACUGAGUUCUACCUUCAUUACACCAGAAACCCUGGAAGCUGCGAUAGAGCAUGCACUUGCCAACCCCACGGAUUACAAUUUUGCUAUUGAUUUGAAAGGAAACCUUUAUCAAGGCAAAGAAACAAAGAUUGAAUUAGUAAAAGAGAAGGAUACCAGAGUCAAUGCUUAA